Messenger RNA from Microsporum canis CBS 113480, 2412 nucleotides. RefSeq names its product intermembrane space AAA protease IAP-1. Gene Ontology annotation, cellular component: mitochondrial inner membrane. The coding region runs from base 1 to 2412 and encodes 803 amino acids. The record is from RefSeq and is a predicted model, not a curated record. Gene Ontology annotation, molecular function: ATP-dependent peptidase activity; metalloendopeptidase activity; ATP binding. The transcript has 5 exons. Gene Ontology annotation, biological process: protein quality control for misfolded or incompletely synthesized proteins; mitochondrion organization. Lineage: Eukaryota; Fungi; Ascomycota; Eurotiomycetes; Onygenales; Arthrodermataceae.
AUGGCUUUCCACGCGCAACUUGGCCUCCCGAAUAUUGCGGCAGUGACCUCCGAUCUGUGGCCGUCAGUGUCAAAUGUGCUCUCCGCGCCAUGGGGAGGUCGCCAGACAACUGUCUCCAGCUCGCGUGCGUACCAUGCGUCAUCCGUGAGAAAGUCGAAGCAGACGGCGCGGAAUGAUAGGACUCUGCCGGCUCGGAUUACUUUGCCAGAUAGACUUGGGGUAGAUACUCUACGAGCAGCCGCGGAACAGAACCUAUCCAUGCGCCAGUCGUCACCUCUUACCAUGUUGCCACAAGGUAGACGUGUGGCCGGUUUGAGCUCGCAGCUCUCCCGACUCACAGCCCCCAGACGCCACCACUCUACUUUAUCAUUCACUCAACUCAACCGACCCACCACUAUCCCCAGACUAGCCGGCCUAUCUCCUCUCCAGUCCCAGAGAUAUCUGUUUGGAGGCUCGUCCCAGAACGUUCUCGCGCGUAUGGAGACGUCUGCGAACAAUAACCCCGGAAGUGCUGCGGCUCAAAACUCCUUCUACAACGCGCUAUUGAAGGCAAAUAUGCCGGGAAUCAUCAUCGAACGGUACCGAAGUGGGAAAUUUGCGAGCAACAGCCUGUCAGAAGCUACGUAUAUGAAAGCGCUCCAGAAAGUUGGCAGCGGCACCGAAUCAGCCAUUGGUCACGGACAACAGCAGCUUAACCCCGCAAACCCCAAUGUGACCGCGGACCAGCUUCAGGCCAUCGGCCAGGCAGUGGCUGCUCGCUCGCAUGGCGGUCAAAUCGGUAUAUCUAACAAGAACAGUGGUACCGGAGCCAAGGAUACCCCGCUCUAUGUCGUUGUUGAUGAGUCUCUCGGUAGCUCUAUCUUCCGUUGGGUUAGGUUCUUCUUGUUUUUCGGUUUCAUCACGUACUUUUCACUUCUUCUCGUUACCGUCUUUGUUGAGACAACUGGUAUUAUGAAGAAUGUCCGAGGGUCGCAGACCAACGAAGCUAAACCUGAGCAUCAAACGGUUCGAUUCAGUGAUGUCCAUGGAUGCGACGAGGCAAAGGAUGAACUUCAAGAGCUUGUCGAAUUCCUGUCUAACCCUGACCGGUUUUCCUCUCUAGGCGGUAAACUCCCCAAAGGUAUACUCCUUGUUGGGCCUCCCGGAACUGGUAAAACUCUUCUUGCCAGAGCUGUUGCCGGAGAAGCUGGUGUUCCUUUCUUCUACAUGUCUGGAUCUGAAUUCGAUGAGAUAUAUGUUGGGGUCGGAGCUAAGCGUGUUCGUGAACUGUUCAACCAGGCGCGUAGCAAAGCGCCAGCUAUCAUCUUCAUCGACGAGCUUGAUGCCAUAGGCGCUAAGAGAAAUGAACGAGAUGCAGCAUACGUUAAACAGACUCUCAACCAGCUUCUGACCGAGCUCGACGGCUUUUCGCAGACAAGUGGUGUGAUCAUCAUUGCAGCAACCAACUUCCCAGAAUUACUUGACAAAGCUCUAACCCGUCCCGGCCGGUUCGAUAGGAAGGUCAAUGUCAAUCUCCCCGACGUUCGUGGCCGUGUCGACAUUCUGAACCACCAUAUGAAGAACAUCCAAGUCAGCACAGAAGUCGACGCUACAGUCAUUGCCCGUGGAACCCCUGGCUUUUCCGGCGCUGACCUAGAGAAUCUCAUCAACCAAGCUGCUAUCCGCGCCAGUAGGGACAAGAAGGCUAAGGUCGGCCCUGAAGACUUUGACUAUGCUAAGGAUAAGAUCUUGAUGGGCGCGGAGGCCCGCAACCGCAUGCUUAGGGACGAGGACAAGCUUAAGACAGCGUACCACGAAGCCGGACAUGCCCUUGUUGCUUACUUCUCACCUGACGCCAUGCCGCUUUAUAAGAUAACCAUUGUGCCUAGAGGCAUGUCGCUGGGAACUACACAUUUCUUGCCCGAAAUGGAUAUCGUCUCAAAGGAUUAUACAGAGUAUAUUUCCGAUAUCGACGUCUCCAUGGGCGGUAGAGCAGCCGAGGAGCUUAUAUAUGGACCGGACAGAGUUUCCAGUGGUAUCUCAGGUGAUAUUCGAAGUGCCACUCAGACUGCCUUCACGUUAGUGACACAGUAUGGUUACUCUAAAAAGCUGGGCAACGUUGACUUGAAUACCGGCUACAACAAACUCUCUGCGUCAACGAAGCAAGAAAUUGAAAAUGAAGUACGCCGUCUUGUUGACGAAGCUAGCGCUCGUGCAUCAGCCAUCUUGAAAGAGCAUCGACAUGAACUUGAAUUGCUGACCAAGGCCCUGCUCGAAUAUGAGACUCUAACGAAAGAGGAGAUGGAGAGAGUGUUAAAGGGCGAGAAGCUAGAUAAGCUAUUAUUGACUUCCAAGGCACCGAUAAAGCUUCCGGAAGCCCUGGCUUCUGUUCAUAUAAAACCCACCACUGAAGAUGCUGCUUCGUCAAAGUGA